Molecule: messenger RNA, 1676 nt
Organism: Ceutorhynchus assimilis (cabbage seed weevil)
Lineage: Eukaryota; Metazoa; Arthropoda; Insecta; Coleoptera; Curculionidae
Source: the annotation of a GenBank genome assembly
GCUUAAUUCACUUUUAAAUUGUUUUAUUGAAAAAUAUGAGCUACGAUGAUAUUUUACCAGUGAUUGGAAGUUUUGGUUGGCACCAAUGGAAAUUACUUAUUCUUGUGAGCUUUCCAUUUAUGGCAAACUUUUUUUUCAAAGUUGGAAACGUGGCUCUUGUUAUAUCGCCAAAAUAUAGAUGUAUGUUACCAUUUGAAACAGAAAAUGCAUCCUACUUUUUGAAUCAGACUCAAUUGGAUUAUUGGUACCCAUUGGACUUAAAAACGAAAACCCAUUCAUCAUGCAGAUAUAAGUUGAAUACUACCGAAUUGAAUUGUGAUCGAUAUAUUUUCGACAACUCGUUCGGAAGAACUGUGGCUGUUGAGUUCGAAUUAACCUGUGAUAAGGACUACUUGAUUGCUACAUCAAAUUCCUUGAAUAUGUUCGGGAUGAUGAUAGGUGCUAUAUUUUUUGGUAGUGCUGCAGACCGGUGGGGUCGUAGGAAGAUUCUUAUAAUAACCAAUGUUAUCUACGGAAUAAUUGGGAAUGUGAUUAUAUUUUCUCCAAAUAUAUGGACUUUUCUAAUAUUGAGAGUUAUUCUUGGAAUGGUCAUUGCUGGAGGCUUUUAUGGCUCCUAUGUGAUACUGAUUGAAUCAACAGAGCCAUCAAAAAGACUAAUGAUAGGAACAUGCUUGAACUUGUAUUAUGGACUUGGAACAAUCCUCUCUAGCCUACUAGCAUAUCUUAGUCCAACAUGGAAAGUUUUGCAAGUCCUAUUCACCGCUUUCGGUGCACCAUGUAUCCUUUAUAUUUGGGUGCUCCCAGAAUCAGCUAGAUGGCUUAUUUCAAAAAACAGAAUAACUGAAGCUAGAAAAAUUAUCAAGAUCAUUGCCAAAGAAAAUAAAAGAACUAUUUUGGAGGAACAUUUGGAAUAUUGCCUUACCGAAGCAAGAGAUGCCGCAAGAGGAAAGAUUAAUGCAUCUGUAUAUGAUGCAAUGCGAUACCCUACAUUAAGGACAAGGAUAUUUAUUUUAAUGUUCUUAAACUUCGUCUGUUAUAUUGUUGUAUUUGGAAUUACUUGGCAUAUUCCCAAGUUCAGUGGAAAUGUGUAUACUAAUUUAGCUCUAAUGGGACUUUCUGAUUUGCCCACUUUUGUCAUGGUUCUUUUUACUGCUCAACGAGCUGGACGCAGACCUGUCAUAUUUACAUAUAUGAUUAUCUCUAGCUUGUGUUUGGUAAUCACAUUUGUAAAACCGUCAGCUGCAGCUUGGGUGCUAACAUGGUCUUUAAUAAGUAAACUGUUAUCAGGAUCAACCAUGUGUUUAAUUUAUGUAUUGUCUAGUGAACUUUACCCCACAGUUUUUCGAAAUGCAGGGUUAGGACUUGGUGCUAUAGCUGGAAGCUUAGGUGGAAUAUUUGCGUCAUACAUAUUUUAUUUGGAAUUCUUUUGGAAACCUUUGCCAAAUAUUAUAUUGUCAGGAUUGCUGCUUAUUGCCUGCGGUCUAAUCCUUCUGCUUCCCGAAACAUUUAAUAAGAAACUACCAGAAACUUUAGAAGAAGGAAAUCGCUUUGGAAAAUAGAAUGUAAAAAUUGAAAUAAUAAAUAGGUGUCUAUAUUUAUUAUUUCAAUUUGGUAAUACGUAUUUUGGGUUUGCAGUUUUUUGCUAAUUUGUUUUAUUAAAUAAUUUUUUGGUGCAA